Molecule: messenger RNA, 1743 nt
Organism: Plutella xylostella (diamondback moth)
Lineage: Eukaryota; Metazoa; Arthropoda; Insecta; Lepidoptera; Plutellidae
Source: RefSeq, a predicted model, not a curated record
CUGGAAGAAAUUACACUUAUAAUAAUAAGGCCGCAAAUUGUACCGUGUACGUUGUGCAUUUCCUGUUUUAACUUCUGUGUUUAUGUGCAAAAAAGAAUUAUCUAUCUACUCCUAUGUAAACUACAUAAUAAAGAAAUUUCCUGCAGAUUAUACCAAAACAUAUAACUAAAAAGUGCCUAAGAACCUACCAUGGCUUCCAAGCAAGUGGAAGAUGUUCAUCUGGAGGGCCUGGCGAGGGUACUAGCUGAUGCCGAGCUGGAGUGCCACCGGGCUCGCGAGGACUCCAGCGUGACGGAGGAAGAUGAGGAGGUUUUGGAAGAAGAACCGUCCCUCGAACACCUAGAAGAACACUCCCAGUUACCCGAACAACUAUCCGAAGAACAGAAGCCCUCAUCAUCAUUAUCAGAGGAACCACCGCGGGUGUUCCCGACGCCGUCGCUGCGUCGGUUACUGGCGGAGCAAGAGCGAGGGCUGAUGAUGGAGAAUACUAUACAUGUGCUGCCUGAAGUGUUCAGGACUGAUAUUGACCCAGAAGCCAUCCCCAAAAUAGCCCACACUCCGGCCCAGGUCUACAUCGACCAGCUUGCCUCUCUGGUCGGAUGCUCUCAGCACCACGCCAGCCUGGCGGAGUACUGGGUGCUGGACACCCUGGCUGGCCUGCUGAGGAGGGCUCAGAGCGAUGGGCUGGAGAAACCCACUCAAGCCCUGCUGAUGCUCUGGUUCUGUGAGUGGAUGAAGGAGAUGCAGCAUUUUGACGCGGCCGACAGGAACAGAAUGAUCAAACGAUUCAUGGAUAACAUGAUGUCUGCUGCAACCUUCGUCGCAGUGGAAGACCGUAUUCCAGCCCCUGAGGAUGUCGGUAUCCACUAUACAUAUCAAGACGACGAUAUAUUAAAGAACCUUCUAGAAUCAAAAGCGCCUCAGGGAUCGCUACCACCAAGCCCCACUACAGAAGAUGUUAAAGGGCCAUCAAAUCCUAAAGGGAAUUCCAGAGUAAAGAUAACGUUUGAACCUCAGGGCAACCAGUAUGAAUGCUCCCUGAUAGAUCUUACCAAGAUUAUUCAUUAUAUUUUUGACCUAUUCAGCACUGACUACCAAUAUCACUUGGUGCGUUCCAUCUUUACAUUUCCGCCGGACUACACCCACAUAGACGCGCCCUACCAGAUACAAGUUCCGAAACGACUCUACACCACUCCCAAAACUGGACAAGACAGGGGGAAAUCGCCAAGGAAUAAGUCUCCUAAAAUAGAGAAAAAAGAUAAGUCCCCUAAAACAGAGAAAAAAGAGAAAUCUCCUAAAACAGAGAAAAAAGAUAAAUCUCCUAAAAUUGAGAAAAAAGAUAAAUCUCCGAAAAUAGAGAAAAAAGAUAAAGAUUCUAAGAAAGGGAAGAAGGAAAAGAAAGGCAUGAAAGAUGAAAAGAAAAUCAUGAAAGAAGAGGAGCCUUCACCGCAAGAUUACAUUGAUUUGAUGGAACUGAAAGCCAAAGAGCAGCAAGAGAUAGAAGCCCAAGAGGCGAUAGAAAGAGAACUGUGGCAUCGCAAGCGUUCCAUCCUGCCACUGAACAACGCCGUCGCUAGCGACUUCUUGAGCAAGUACUGGCCGCCGCCCGUAGAUGGAGCUGAUUCGUUUUCUGAUAAGGAUGGGAAGUCGCCACCGGUAGAUGGCGUUGACGUUGAUGCGUCUUCGGACAAGGGUGGGAAGGUGAAGAAAGGUAAAGGGAAAGGAAAAGCGAAGAAGAAAUAA